Molecule: messenger RNA, 705 nt
Organism: Colletotrichum truncatum
Lineage: Eukaryota; Fungi; Ascomycota; Sordariomycetes; Glomerellales; Glomerellaceae
Product: serine threonine kinase
Biological process (GO): peptidyl-serine phosphorylation; intracellular signal transduction
Molecular function (GO): protein serine/threonine kinase activity; ATP binding
Source: RefSeq, a predicted model, not a curated record
AUGGAUAGCAAUAAUAACCGUCUCUAUCUCAACAUCGGGAACAACGAUCGUCUGGCUCCCGGCAGCGACCGCCAAUACCCAACCACACCCUCCACCUUUCCCCAGCCUGUGUUCCCUCACCAAGGCCAGCAGCAGCAGCAGCAUCACCAGCAGCAGCAGCAACACGCCGGCAUGCAGCACCCUCAGCAGCACCCGGCUCAGCAGCCGCAGCAGCAGCAGCCCUACGCGACCGGUUAUGCUCCCUCGGGCUACUUUCUGCCCAACCAGCAGCAGGGUCAGUAUCCUCCUCAGGCCCACGGCGACUACAAUGCUGCCUACCAGCCCCGAUCCAACACCCCGGGAACCAACGACCCGAAUGUCGGCCUCGCCCACCAAUUCUCCCAUCAGAACCUAGGCGGCGCUGCCCGCGCAUCGCCCUAUGGUUCCCGCGGUCCCUCUCCCGGCCAGCGGCCCCGUACUGCUGGUGCUCCCGGCCAGACUCCCUCCGGAUACGGCCACUAUGCGACUCCCCCUCUCCCUACCCAGCAGAUAACACCUGUCGAUGCCUUUGCCCCGGCCCCUGAGCGCAACUACGAGAAGUACGGCGUCAAUGCCAACAACAACCAGAAGAAGUGUACCCAGCUGGCUUCCGACUUCUUCAAGGACAGUGUGAAGCGUGCCCGUGAAAGGAACCAAAGGUAUGUGACCGACUGUGGAUACAUAUAA